Suillus paluster is the source of this 1765-nucleotide messenger RNA. RefSeq lists its product as uncharacterized. The coding region runs from base 125 to 1765 and encodes 546 amino acids. The transcript is spliced from 4 exons. Lineage: Eukaryota; Fungi; Basidiomycota; Agaricomycetes; Boletales; Suillaceae. The record is from RefSeq and is a predicted model, not a curated record. Gene Ontology annotation, cellular component: nucleus.
CGAUAGUAUCCUCUCUUCCUCCACAACAACGAACAACCACCAAGUCUACCAUCACGAAUUCAAGUUCCUCUUCUCUAAUUCAAUAUAGGCAGACGAAUACAUAUUCUAAUAUCUUACUACCACAAUGGGCACUACAUCCCAACCUAUCGCGUUCCAGUCUCCUAAUCAGCUUGAUUUCCAUAUGGCAUCUGGUUCAUCCACUAGUACUAACAAUGCCAGGUCUUACUUGCUAGGUUCCCCAAUAUCAUGGCAUGCUGGCUCAUUUGGCAGUCGUUUCUACCCUGGUUGUUCCCCUGGUGAACUCCUCGGUCCAUUAGAUCCUAACGAAUUCAAGUGUGCCAAGCUGUCAUCUUCUAUCGAAAGCGACCGUGGUUCAAUUAUCAACGCUCUUAGUGCGUUCGACAAGGAAGGCGAAUUGUGUCGCAAUUACACAUGUUGUGGUCUACAAUUAGAUGACCUACAUGCUCUGCUACAGCAUUUUGAGGAAGUUCAUGUUGUCGUGCUUGACCCGUUUGGUCACCCUCAGUUCCCAGUCGUUCCUCCGCCCCAGUCUAUUCGCAAUGCAACUGCUUCCUACUUCUCCGAGCUUCAUCAGAAUCCUUCAUCUUACAAUCAAGGUGGCUUCGAUCCUGAUGACAUGGAGCUCGACCUUGAUCAGGGUAGCACACCUUUCUCAAAUGCAUCAUCGCCCCCUGACACGCCUCUCACAACCCCAUUGUCGUCACACCCUACUCAUUCGUUCAACCACUUUGGUCAUUCGAAGCCUGUCUCUCCCCAUAUUCCCACGUCGGCAUUUGAUACGACAACCGUGCACCCUUCCCGCACCCUUCCUGGCUCUGCAUUCCUACCAUCCCGGAAUGGUCUCUCAAAUGCGGCAGACGCCCCCGAUGCAUUUAACGGUUACGCGGGCUACUCCGACUACUCAUCGUUAAUGCCUGGCACUGUUCCUUCCCCACCUGCGAGCGAUGAUGUUCACGCACCUGUCAGUGAACCAGGUAGUCCCUACGGCUGUCUUCCUCCAGCCGUAGUAUUCUCCACGAGCAAUACCCCUGCCAACACCCCUUCAGCUUCUCGCGUUCCAUCUCCAGCAAUCUCGCGUCACCCCGCGUCCCCCGCUCCCGUGCCUCAUUCGUCGGCGUCCUCGGAUUCCCCUACUUCUUCGAAAACUUUCACAUCACAGCAACCCAAUCAGCAUAGCACCACACUCUCUCGCCCUGCGUCAUCAUUAUUAUCAUCAAAACCCUUCCGCUGCCCUAAGCCGAAUUGCAAUAAGAGCUAUAAGCAAGCUAAUGGGCUCAAAUAUCACAUGACGCACGGCAGCUGUAACUUUGCACCACCCAAGGACCUCGAGCAUGUACAAGCACUGCUAGCUAGCAAGCGGUCCGCUCGUGAGGCUGCUGGGCAGGAAGAUAAGGGCAUCACAGAGGGUGAGAUGCGCGAAGUCGAGCGGGAGGCAGAACGCAGGCUCCGGCCUUUUGCUUGUGGUGUCGGUGAUUGCCAGCGCCGAUACAAGAACAUGAACGGUUUACGGUAUCACUACCAGCACUCGGGUGACCAUGGUGCGGUUGGUUUGGCUCUCUUGGCAAGUGGGCAGCACGAAUCUCUACAGCACGCCAUUGGACGGAGCAGCAAUGCUAGUUCACGGCAUUCGACACCAGUGACGAGUGGAUACUCGACGCCGGUGAGCGGAUACUCGACACCGACGUAUGUUCAACAGUAUCAGCAGCAGAUGCUUUACUCGCUUUGCAAGCACAAGUGCAGAUAA